Molecule: messenger RNA, 1818 nt
Organism: Lottia gigantea (owl limpet)
Lineage: Eukaryota; Metazoa; Mollusca; Gastropoda; Lottiidae
Exons: 10
Coding region: 1-1818 (605 amino acids)
Molecular function (GO): protein binding
Source: RefSeq, a predicted model, not a curated record
AUGCAAGGGUCACGUCUCAGCCCAAAGAAUAAGGAAGAUGAAACGUGUGAGAGAUACAUCUUUAAAGAUCAUAAUCACAAAACAGUUAAUAAACUUUCUAAAUUAUUUAUAAAUAAACAACUAUGUGAUGUCACUUUAAAGAUAGAGGGAAAAGACCUAGAAGCCCAUAAAGCUAUCUUAGCUAUUAAUAGUGAUUAUUUUGAAGCUAUGUUUUCACAUUGGUAUGGUGAGAGUAAUGAACACAGUGUUAAGUUGGAGAAUUUGAAUUAUCAUGCUGUAUGUACUAUUGUUAAAUUUAUGUAUACUGGUACAAUAUCAUUAACAACAGAAAAUGUUAAAGAUGUAUUUAUAGCUAGUGAUUUAUUACAAAUGUUACAUAUUAAAUCAUUAUGUAGCGGUUAUAUGGUAAAUGUAUUAGAUGCUAGUAAUUGUAUGGGAAUGUUAAGUUUAGGAGAAGUAUAUAAUUGUCAAUAUCUUUAUGAUAAAAGCAUGAAACUAUUAGCACUACAGUUUCCUCUAGUCAGCUCUACAUCUGAAUUAUAUCAGAUAUCCUUUCAUAAAUUACUUGAUAUAUUAGCUUCAGAUGAUCUGAAUUUAGGUCAUGAAAGAGAAGCGUUGGUAUUAAAAGUUGUUGUGAAAUGGUUAGAUAGAAAUGGUAGUAUAGACAGAGAUGAUUUAUCAUUGUUACUUACUUAUAUUAGAAUGAAACAUAUUGAUAAGACUAUUCUACAGUCUCUUCUAGAUAGUUCUAUAUACUUCCAUUCACAAGAUAAAAAAGAAAUGGUUAUGAAACAACUAGAAACAUGUAAUGAAUGUGAAAAAAGAAAUCUCAAUCAAUCCAUUUAUGUUUUUGGUGGAUUUCUGCAAUCAAGAACAGGACCACUUUGUCCCCGCCUGAAAACCUGUGAAAAAUACAAUGUAGAAAAAGACUCGUGGAAAAAUAUUGAAGGGUUAUUAAAAACUUCAUCUAAUGCACAGAUUAUCAACAUAAAAGGAAGAAUUUUAUAUUUUGAACCUUCUUCUUCAGAAGGGACACCUCAAAUUUUAGAAUACAAUGUAGUUCAAAACACAUGGAAAACAGCAGUUUUAAAUUUGUCACAUGAUGUUCAGUCUUUAAUUCAUAAUUAUUCUAGAGGUGGAGAACUUAUUCUUUAUGAUGAUCAAAAUGACUGGCUCUACUUGGUUCACAAAAGUGUGCGGAAAUUAAUUCUGGAAUUUGAUGAAGGGGAAAUUUGUUGUAAACAAUAUGAAACUUUAUCUAAUACUGAACAAUUAGAUUAUGAAGAGUAUAGUUGUGUUGUUUGUAAUAAUGAACUAUAUUUAAUGGGCGGUGUAUUCAAAAAAUCUCUUACUGAAUCAGAAGUAAAAGCUGAUGUGGUAUGUUUUAGCAGAAAUGAAUGGAAGAGAAAGGCAGACAUGUUGGAAAGACGAGGAAUGUUUGGAGCUGUUUAUUUAGAUAGAUAUAUAAGUCAGUUUUAUAUUAUAGAUGGAUAUAUAAGUCAGAUUUAUAUUAUAGAUGGAUAUAUCUAUGUUUUGGGUGGUUUUAAUACAAGAAGAGUUAAUACUGUGGAGAGAUACAAUGUUCACCUCAAUCAAUGGAGCUAUAUAGCUAAUCUUAUUAAAGAAAGGAGUCAUCUGAAGGCUGUAGUCUGCUCACAAACAAUAUAUGUCAUGGGAGGGAAAUCUUAUUCAUCAAAUCAUUGUGGGGCAAGAAAGGUAUUAAAUACUUGUGAAGUUUAUGAUCCAGUCAUCAACUCAUGGAGAUAUAUUCAGUCUAUGAAAAAUUCACGUUGUGUGUUUGGUGCAAUAGCUUUUUGA